Molecule: messenger RNA, 4013 nt
Organism: Pungitius pungitius (ninespine stickleback)
Lineage: Eukaryota; Metazoa; Chordata; Actinopteri; Perciformes; Gasterosteidae
Product: thyrotropin-releasing hormone receptor
Exons: 2
Coding region: 1-1179 (392 amino acids)
Biological process (GO): phospholipase C-activating G protein-coupled receptor signaling pathway
Cellular component (GO): membrane
Molecular function (GO): thyrotropin-releasing hormone receptor activity
Source: RefSeq, a predicted model, not a curated record
AUGGACCCGACCACGAUGGAGAACAGCACAACAACGUUGCAAGACGCCACUCGGGCGGCAAAUCUGACGGAAAUACGCAUGAACCCUCUCGAGGAGCAGGUCAUAACGAUAGCUUUGACGGCGCUCAUCUGCGUGGUCGGGAUUGCCGGGAACGUCAUGGUGAUGCUGGUGGUGCUGCGCACUAAACACAUGGUGACCCCGACCAACUGCUACCUCGUCAGCCUGGCGGUCGCCGACCUCAUCGUGCUGCUGGCGGCGGGGCUGCCCAACAUCUCCGAUGUCGUGGCCUUCUGGAUCUACGGACACACGGGAUGCCUGUGCAUAACGUAUCUCCAGUACCUGGGCAUCAACGCGUCGUCCUGCUCCAUCACGGCCUUCACCGUGGAGCGCUACAUCGCCAUUUGCCACUCCAUGAAGGCGCAGCUCAUAUGCACUGUUUCCCGGGCCAAGAGGAUCAUAGCGGCGGUCUGGGUCUUCACCUCGCUCUACUGCAUCAUGUGGUUCUUCCUGGUGGACACGGACGAAACCGUCCACGCCAACGGAGUGGUCGUCAGGUGCGGCUACCGCGUCUCCAGGAACUACUACAUGCCGAUCUACUUCCUGGACUUCACUCUGUUCUACGUGAUCCCCCUGGCCGUGGCCAUUGUGCUCUACGGUCUCAUCGCCAGGAUUUUGUUCAUGAGCCCUCUGGCGUCGCACACGAGCGACGGAGGAGGGUCGGUCCACCAGGGUCGGUGCCGCAGCACCAACAAGCCCAACAGGGGCGGUGUCUCUGCAAGGAAGCAGAUCACUAAAAUGCUGGCCGUGGUGGUCAUCCUGUUCGCCGCGCUGUGGAUGCCUUACCGCACGGUGGUGGUGGUCAACUCCUUCAUCGACCCGCCUUACCACAACACGUGGUUCCUGCUCUUCUGCCGCACGUGCAUCUACACCAACAGCGCCAUCAACCCCAUCGUGUACAACCUCAUGUCGCAGAAGUUUCGCGUGGCGUUCAAGAAGCUCUGCGGGUGCAGCUGGCGCCGCGCGGGGCAGGUGCCGCAGUGCAGCGCGCCCAUGUGCUACAGCGCGAUAAAGGACUCGUCCCACGAGAGCAGCGCUCUGACCGGGGGGCCGGGGGAGGCGAGCGGCGGGGCCCGCCGGGGGGCCAGCGAGGCGGACGUGGAAGCUUUCAGCAUUUCUUAAAUGAGUUUGCCGGAAGAAGGAGGAGGAGGGAAUUACUUGUUUUUUUUUGUUUUAGCUGAGAUCUGUAGAUAUUUCUUUGUGUGUGCAGUGUUGGGUUUGUGGUUCUUUUGUUUCAGUGUGGUGGCGGUGUUGCGAACACACACGUGUGGGGUGUGUGAGAGCGGGCUUUAGUGUGCUUCACGCUGCUUAGUCGUAACAUCCGUUGCAAUUACACAAUAAUGAGCAUUCUCCUUCAAAUGAAAAACACUGACCCAAUCAAAGAAUCAGCAUGAGUCUCUUGAUCAUAAGUGCACUUGUGCUUUUCACAGUUACACCCACAGGCUUGAUUUUAUUCACAUAUAUCACAAUCUUCAACAUCACUGAUGAUCACUGAUGAGUUCCAAUUUUGACCCCUUUAGUAAUAUAUAUUUAUUCAUUGAUCACAUUCCCAUCAACAGGAACCACAUAAAUUGUAGCAGUAACAACUGGGAGGGACCAUUUAACGCAUCACAUGGUGCGUUAGCAUAUGCCGACCUAUUUUGAUAUUGAAUCAUAAACCUACAUUGGUGUACACCAUCUAGGUCUGGAUGCUUUUGCCAAGCAGCACCACUUUGGUGUAAAUACCCCAAUCACUGUUUUAUGUAUUGUGAUGACCUUUUGGGCCGAUGUUCUUGGUUCUCAUGAUGAUGAUCCAUACUGACUUUGGUGACCCUUGUAAUCGGACUAGCUUCCUAUUGUUAGCAUUUAGCUUCAAUGUAUCACCGUUAGUAAUUACAGCUUUGAGGUUGUGCUCUAACUAAUUUCACUAAAGGUCUAAUUAGAGUAAUCGGAAACACGUAUGUGGAUGUGCAGGUCCUUUGUCCUAUAUCGUACAAGUUUGAUCCUUUUAUUCAACCUCAUUAAAUCUGUACAUUCUCUUUAAUCAUGCACGUUUUCUAUGUCGAAUUAUACUAAAUACAAACGUUGUUCAUCCAGUAUUUCCUUUAGAGAAUGGAGAUUUACAUAAACUGAAUUGGACUGCAGCUCUAGUACAGGUUGUUGUACAGCAUCAGAACACCCUUGAAUAGAGGAUAACAGAUGGAUCAUUUCAAGGACGCACUUAUAAUUGUCUUUUCUUUUUGGAUUUGCAUUCAUUUGCUCGUAUCCUACUGCUUGGUUGAACACAUCACACCUUUUGUUUGCUUGUUUUUUCCAGGUUUCCUGCUGCAGCCUCAAGCUCUAAAAAAGUAUCAUCUCUACCGUAGCAUGCGAAUAACAUGAAUAACAACUAACGGCAAGUCAUAUGUGUAUGAAAAUGUGAUGCUUCUGAUUGGUCUAAGUGCAGCUUCACUGUGAGAUUACAGUCAAUGAUGAACCCUGUUGGUGUUUUGUAAUGCGUCAGCCCCCUACUGUGUCACGUCCAGAGCAUUUUAUACAAAAAUGACCUCCCUCUGGAUGUUGUGCAGUCCGAAUGGGGCCGAGCUUUUUGAUGAAAGAGUCAGUGAAGGCAGAAAUCCGCUGAGGCUUAGUUCAAACAUUGCCAGUGACUCCAGCAGUAGUUUCUUUAAUUUUUUGGUUCGAGACGUGACAACAUGUAUUAAUACUGAGGUUUUUUUGGUGUUGUUUCUUGUUUCGUUUCAUUGUGUGUCAGAUAUAAAAGAAAUACCCAUGGCCUCAACAGACUGAAUACCGCAGAAGUCUUAACAGUAAGCGGGCAGUAAAGGUCUGAUGAUGCAAAGCCACUUCCUUUGGAGGAAGGAGCAGCGAAGCGGCUCUGGCAAACACUGCUCUUGUGACGUGGCCGCGUUGUUGGGGCAGCAUGCUCUGCUUUGCUAAUGGAAGUUCUGGGUCAGCUGUGUCACAUCCAGCAGCAUGACAUCUAACAGUGUCACCCUUGUAUGACAAAGUGCUUUAUAUACACUAUGUUAUAUGCUAUAUAUACACAAACAGUGAUAACUGUGCAACUUUCGUGCUUAUUUUCCCCAAAGCUUGGAUUUGAAAAUACCGAAUGUGUGUGUUUUUUUAAGGUAAGCAGCUGGUUGAGUUAGAUUAACCUGCUGUCUAAAGGUCAUCUAAAUCGUCUUAACGGCACUGUUAAAUCAAUAUAGUUUAACAUAUAUAAUGAUUCGGUCCACAGGCAGUGGGCCAUCUGUGGGUUGAUUACUUGUUAAAUUAGAAAGCUUCAUCUUGAGGAAGCUUUUCUUAUGCUGUGAUAUCUUUUGGUUACAUCUUCAUCUUUGAUAACUUCUUCUAGCCUCCAUUGACGCAAUCUGAGGAAACAAAAAGGUAAUUUAGAUAUCUGGGUUGGAGAAAUUAACAUUACAAAUUAACAUCAUUAUGUAGCUUCAUUACACUGAUCUUUAUUUAAAGAUUCUGAAUAAAUCACAUGAUGAGUGACACAUAGUACAAUAUAUUUUGGUAUUCAUUUUUGUAUGCAGAGAACAAAAAGAGCUCUUCUUCUGUGAGAAUGAAUAAUUCAUACACAGCAUCUGCAAGAGUUUUUGUUUAAUAUUAACACAAAUAAUCAAAGCGCAGCCGGAGUGUUUCAGACUUUAUUAUUUAUUGUCCAUUAACCCUCGUGUGCGUUGAAGAAUAUCCUUCACUGUUACUAUGGAAUGCACAGAGCAGACAAAAAAAAAACAUGCAGGGAAUGAACGGAUAAAGCAGCACAACAAGUCAGCAUCCUUCAAAUGUCAUUGAUGCAAUUUGUUGUUCAACGGCUAAAUUGAUGUUAAGUUAAGAUUUGACAGCUGUAAAAACUGUAUAUAACUGAAAAUAUAACAACUAAAAAAGUUGACAAUUAAAAUGACUGCAACACAUGGAUAGAACAAAGCCAUCGUUUAUGUUAUUUGUAAUGUGUGUGGUUUCUUCUUCUU